UUGCUGGGUUCAGAUGGACACGCCGUUGGUAUUCGCCGAGUUCGUGCCGAUCGUCGCUCUGGUCGUUCUCACUUUCAUUCUCAUCGAGGCUGCGGGCAGCGCCGACUUCAAAUCCUUGGAUAAAAUCAAUCAAUCUCAAUUCUUCUCGGCCCGGAUUUCCCAGAGGACGAAUCUGUUCAUCAUGCCGAUGGUGUUCGCGUCGUGGGUGGUGGGGAUGCUGUCGGAAUACGAGCAGAAUCUCCCGCUUUAUGGCACCUUCUCUGUCAUGAACGGGGUGCUGGGGGGAAUGGUCUUCUUCUUUCACUGCAUGGGGAACCAAGUCUGUCUGAUGAUUGCAAUUAUGGCACAGAUGGUUGAGAGCUUGCAGAGCGACGUGUCAGCAGCUCAGAGCCAGACUCCAACAACAUCUUUGGGGAUUUCGCAUAACUCUCAUUUCACUCUGCAACCUCACAACCAGUGUGAGAUUACUUCGUUCUAG
Molecule: messenger RNA, 478 nt
Organism: Darwinula stevensoni
Lineage: Eukaryota; Metazoa; Arthropoda; Ostracoda; Podocopida; Darwinulidae
Source: the annotation of a GenBank genome assembly